AUGGAAAUAAUGGAAUCGGUAAUCAAAGAACAAAAUAAUGUCAACAGCAUCAAUAACAAUAACAAAUCAAAAAAAUUAAAAUAUUCAAUAAAUAAAAUGCUUCAACAAAAAUUUGAACAGUUGAGAAUAGAAUUGAAAUCGAUUUUCAACGAAGUAGAAAAUUUGAAAAAAGAUAUCGAGAUAAUCAUUAAAAAAGAUAUAGAGAUAAUAAUUAAUAAUAAAUUGAAAGAAUUCAACGAGAUUAAUAAUAACAAUUUUGAAAUUUUGAAAAUGGAAAUAUUAAAGAUCAUCGAUAAAGAGUUGAUUGAAUAUAAAAUAAUUGUUAAUAAAAUAAUAGAGAGACAAAUUAAUUUAAAAAAUAACACAAUAAACGAUGACAAUAACGAUGAUAGUAGUGGUUCUGAAACUUGCGACGAGUUGGAAAAUAUUAAAAAAGAAAUUAUAAAAAUUAAAAUAUUAAUCAAAUUAAUUAUAAUGUUUGUCAUAGCAUUAAUUUUAUUAAAUUUUAUUAUAAUGUUUAAAGCCAAUAAUAACUUUAUCAGGAUAUCCACUGAUUUUCUACCUUCACCUUUGUAA
Molecule: messenger RNA, 576 nt
Organism: Entrophospora candida
Lineage: Eukaryota; Fungi; Glomeromycota; Glomeromycetes; Entrophosporales; Entrophosporaceae
Source: the annotation of a GenBank genome assembly